Messenger RNA from Procambarus clarkii (red swamp crayfish), 1218 nucleotides. RefSeq lists its product as uncharacterized. NCBI's taxonomy places the organism in Eukaryota, Metazoa, Arthropoda, Malacostraca, Decapoda, Cambaridae. The record is from RefSeq and is a predicted model, not a curated record.
AUGGCAAGGGCAACUACUCAUCAAGGACAGCAACUACUCAUCAAGGACAGCAACUACUCAUCAAGGACACCAACUACUCAACAAGGACAGCAACUACUCAACAAGGACAGCAACUACUCAACAAGGACACCAACUACUCAACAAGGACACCAACUACUCAACAAGGACAGCAACUACUCAUCAAGGACAGCAACUACUCAACAAGGACAGCAACUACUCAACAAGGACACCAACUACUCAACAAGGACAGCAACUACUCAUCAAGGACACCAACUACUCAACAAGGACAGCAACUACUCAACAAGGACAGCAACUACUCAACAAGGACACCAACUACUCAACAAGGACAGCAACUACUCAACAAGGACACCAACUACUCAUCAAGGACAGCAACUACUCAACAAGGACAGCAACUACUCAUCAAGGACACCAACUACUCAUCAAGGACAGCAACUACUUAACAAGGACAGCAACUACACAACAAGGACACCAACUACUCAACAAGGACAGCAACUACUCAUCAAGGACACCAACUACUCAUCAAGGACAGCAACUACUCAACAAGGACACCAACUACUCAUCAAGGACAGCAACUACUCAACAAGGACAGCAACUACUCAACAAGGACACCAACUACUCAUCAAGGACAGCAACUACUCAACAAGGACAGCAACUACUCAACAAGGACAGCAACUACUCAACAAGGACAGCAACUACUCAACAAGGACACCAACUACUCAACAAGGACACCAACUACUCAUCAAGGACAGCAACUACUCAACAAGGACAGCAACUACUCAUCAAGGACAGCAACUACUCAUCAAGGACAGCAACUACUCAACAAGGACAGCAACUACUCAACAAGGACACCAACUACUCAACAAGGACACCAACUACUCAACAAGGACAGCAACUACUCAACAAGGACAGCAACUACUGAACAAGGACAGCAACUACUCAACAAGGACAGCAACUACUCAACAAGGACAGCAACUACUCAACAAGGACAGCAACUACUCAACAAGGACAGCAACUACUCAACAAGGACAGCAACUACUCAACAAGGACAGCAACUACUCAACAAGGACACCAACUACUCAACAAGGACAGCAACUACUCACCCAACAUCAGCAACUACUCAACAAGGACAGCAACUACUCAUCGAGGACAGCAACUACUCAACAAGGACAGCAACUACUCAACAAGGACAGCAACUAA